AUGCCAGAAAGAAUUUCAUAUUUUGAACUUCUACAAGCAACUAACGGGUACAAUAAAAGCAAUUUGCUGGGGACCGGAAGCUUCGGAUCUGUUUAUAGAGGUACUCUUGACGAUGGAAGGGCUGUGGCUAUUAAAGUGUUCAAUUUACAAGUCGAUGGAGCAUUCAAGAGUUUUGAUGUAGAAUGUGAGGUGUUGCGCAAUCUUCGCCAUCGAAACCUCACAAGAGUCAUCAGUAGUUGCUCUAAUCCUGACUUUAAGGCAUUAGUGCUUGAGUUCAUGCCUAAUGGGAGUCUCGAGAAGUGGUUGUAUUCACACAACUGUUUUCUGGAUCUGAUGCAGAGAUUGGACAUAUUGAUUGAUGUGGCCUGUGCAUUGCAAUAUCUCCACUGUGAGUAUGCAACUCCAGUAAUUCAUUGUGAUCUGAAGCCAAGUAAUGUGCUGCUGGAUCAAGACAUGGUUGCCCAUCUAAGUGAUUUUGGCCUUACAAAGUUGUUGGGCGAGAAAAACAGCAUAACAUACACCGAAACACUAGCCACACUUGGCUAUCUCGCACCAGAGUAUGGGUUGGAAGGAUUGGUAUCAGCAAAAUGCGACAUCUACAGUUUUGGAAUCAUGAUAAUGGAAGUCUUCACGAGAACAAAUCCCAACAGUGAAAUGUUUGGUGAAAAAUUGAGCCUGAAGAGCUGGGUGGCUAAUUCAAUACCUGAUAGAUUAGCUAAUGUCACCGAUGCUAAUUUGCUAAAGAAGAGUGAUAAAUGCAUUGGUGAAAAGCUAAGCUGCAUAGCCUCGAUCAUGAAAGUGGCUCUGGGCUGCACAAUGGAGUCUCCAAAAGAGAGAAGCAACAUACAAGAUGUUCUUGUUGCGAUGAAAAAGAUCAAGCUUCAGUACACGAGUCCCCUCUAUUCAGGGGCUUAA
This is a messenger RNA of Coffea eugenioides, 915 nucleotides long. Its product is annotated as probable LRR receptor-like serine/threonine-protein kinase At3g47570. Lineage: Eukaryota; Viridiplantae; Streptophyta; Magnoliopsida; Gentianales; Rubiaceae. Gene Ontology annotation, molecular function: protein kinase activity; ATP binding. Gene Ontology annotation, biological process: protein phosphorylation. The coding region runs from base 1 to 915 and encodes 304 amino acids. The record is from RefSeq and is a predicted model, not a curated record. The transcript is spliced from 2 exons.